CCCUCUGAUCCCGUGCGAAAUGGCGGCGGUAGCGGCUUCGCGGAGACUGCGGCAUCUGCGGCUAUUCCGCCCUGUGCCAGCCGCUUGCCAGGCACUCUCUCGUAACUUUCACUUCACAGUUUAUGGGAAGAAAAAUGUCUCUGCCAAAGUAUCUGAUUCAAUUUCAACACAGUAUCCUGUAGUGGACCAUGAAUUUGAUGCAGUGGUGGUGGGUGCAGGUGGUGCGGGUUUGCGAGCUGCAUUCGGCUUAUCUGAGGCUGGAUUUAAUACAGCAUGUGUUUCGAAAUUGUUCCCUACCAGAUCCCACACGGUCGCUGCACAGGGGGGGAUCAAUGCUGCUUUGGGGAAUAUGGAAGAGGAUAACUGGAGAUGGCAUUUCUAUGAUACUGUGAAAGGCUCUGACUGGCUGGGAGACCAGGAUGCAAUUCAUUACAUGACGGAGCAUGCCCCUGCUUCAGUGAUUGAGUUGGAGAACUAUGGGAUGCCAUUUAGCAGGACUGAAGAGGGGAAGAUCUACCAGCGUGCCUUUGGGGGGCAGAGCCUUCAGUUUGGGAAAGGGGGACAAGCGCAUCGAUGCUGUUGUGUGGCUGACAGGACAGGCCACUCUCUGCUGCACACACUCUAUGGCCGGUCUCUCCGAUAUGACACCAGUUACUUUGUGGAAUACUUUGCCCUCGACCUCCUUAUGGAAAAUGGAGAAUGUUGUGGGGUUAUUGCACUUUGUAUAGAAGAUGGCACCAUACAUCGUUUAAGAGCAAAGAACACAAUUAUUGCCACUGGAGGUUAUGGCCGCACGUACUUCAGCUGUACAUCUGCUCACACCUGCACCGGUGAUGGCACAGCAAUGAUCACACGGGCAGGCCUGCCUUGUCAGGAUUUGGAGUUUGUGCAGUUCCAUCCCACAGGGAUCUAUGGAGCUGGCUGCCUUAUUACAGAAGGCUGUCGUGGGGAAGGAGGCAUUCUAAUUAACAGUGAAGGUGAGAGAUUUAUGGAGAGAUAUGCACCAGUUGCCAAAGAUCUAGCUUCGAGGGAUGUCGUGUCUCGUUCUAUGACUAUUGAGAUGCGCGAAGGAAGAGGAUGUGGGCCUGACAAAGACCACGUGUACCUGCAGUUGCACCAUCUGCCACCUCAACAGCUAGCAAUGCGUCUCCCUGGGAUCUCAGAAACCGCAAUGAUAUUUGCUGGCGUGGAUGUCACCAAAGAACCUAUUCCUGUUCUGCCCACUGUGCAUUACAAUAUGGGAGGUGUCCCUACAAACUACAAAGGACAGGUGAUUACACAUGUAAAUGGCAGAGAUCAAAUAGUACCUGGUUUGUAUGCCUGUGGUGAGGCAGCCUCUGCCUCUGUUCAUGGUGCUAACCGUCUUGGAGCAAACUCUCUCUUGGAUUUGGUAGUCUUUGGCCGUGCGUGUGCUCUGAGUAUUGCGGAGUCCUGCAAACCUGGAGAACCAGUUCCAUCAAUUAAACCAAAUGCAGGUGAAGAAUCCGUAGCAAACCUUGACAAACUGCGUUUUGCCAAUGGAAACAUCAGAACAUCAGAACUGAGGCUUAAUAUGCAAAAGACGAUGCAAAGCCAUGCUGCGGUAUUCCGUACAGGCCCCGUUCUACAGGAAGGUUGUGAGAAAAUGAUCAGCCUUUAUAGCGAUUUGGAUGAUCUGAAGACCUUUGACAGAGGUAUUGUCUGGAAUACUGACCUGGUGGAGACUUUAGAACUCCAAAACCUGAUGCUUUGCGCUUUACAAACUAUUUUUGGUGCAGAAGCUAGGAAAGAGUCACGUGGUGCUCAUGCUAGGGAGGAUUAUAAGGUUAGGAUAGAUGAAUAUGACUAUUCUAAACCAACCCAAGGACAACAGAAGAAACCCUUUGAACAGCACUGGAGAAAGCAUACCCUCUCUUACGUUGAUGUCAAGAAUGGGAAGGUUACUCUGGAUUAUAGACCUGUAAUUGACAAAACCCUGAACGAAGAAGACUGUGCUACAGUUCCACCUGCUAUUCGCUCCUAUUAGUGAUUUUAAUUCAACUUACUAUGUUGUCUGGAAGUUUCUUGAUACUGAUGUGAACAUGUUCUUACUAGGCAAGUGGUAUAACACAUUGACUUUUCCAUUGCAACAGAGCCCAGGAAACUCUUUCCUGGCUUUUUGCUUCACGUGUGAUAAACUUGGCAAUGCAGAACUCAUGCCUCAAAGUAAUCUCAAACGGUUUUUGUGUGUGAGUCAACUUCUAGCUUUCUCUGAAUAGUUGGAGCUCUGCACACGAUUUGUAUGUAUUACCUUUAUUUUGUCUCUGCUGUUUAUUUUCUCAAAGUGAAAUGUUAGGGUGAAUGCGCUGUGGUAACCAAAAAAUAUUGUUUCUAUUGUUAAGAAAAACUGCAGCAUUUAGGGCACAGGUGAGCAAACCACCUGGAGCAAUUUGUGGCCCUCCAUGUGUUUUGGCCUACGACUCCCAUCAUUCCUAACCAUUUUGUACUCCAAACUUGUGCUGGGGCUGAUAGGAGUUGGAGGCCAAAGUAUCUGGAAGGCCAUAAAUUGCUCACCCCUGAUUUAGGCAUAAUCCAAUAAAGUUAAAUGUUUAUAUGCCCACUAAAAUUAAAGGGCUUAGGUGCACUUCAGAACUUUAUAACUCUGCCAUCCAUGUUUCAUGCUACUUAUUUAAAAAUCAUAGUUGCUACAACUACAAUAUAUGAAUAACGUGAAAUCUAAAAAAAGAGCAUUGUAGCAGAUGCAUUAAAGCUCAGUAGGAUAUUUUUAUUUAUUGGCAGAUGUUAAAGAAUCAAUUUCUUUCUCCAGAUAAUAUCUUUAGGGAGGUAUUGAAUAAACACACUGUUGUUAAAACCAUUGGGAGUUUAUACCAGUGACAUAAAUGUAAACUCACGUUAAAGCUGACAUUCGAUAUAAGGGCAGGAUUGUUUUGAGUGUAUUUUUGACAAAAGCCAGAUCUUACAGAUGGAUAUUCUUGGUCAUUUGCAUCAAUGCUGUAGUAUUAGUAAGUUCAGUUUGAGAGUAUGUUCCAAAGUCUCCUAUAAAUACACCCUGAUUUUAUGCAAAUACAUACCUAUUUUGUGUCUCAAUUUACUCUGUAUUUGUAAAAAAAAAAGUCAGCAUAUUAAACAGAAAAACAA
Elgaria multicarinata webbii is the source of this 3117-nucleotide messenger RNA. It is a transcript of the gene SDHA, whose product is annotated as succinate dehydrogenase complex flavoprotein subunit A. The transcript is spliced from 15 exons. The record is from RefSeq and is a predicted model, not a curated record. NCBI's taxonomy places the organism in Eukaryota, Metazoa, Chordata, Lepidosauria, Squamata, Anguidae. The coding region runs from base 20 to 2005 and encodes 661 amino acids. Gene Ontology annotation, biological process: tricarboxylic acid cycle; mitochondrial electron transport, succinate to ubiquinone. Gene Ontology annotation, molecular function: flavin adenine dinucleotide binding; succinate dehydrogenase (quinone) activity; electron transfer activity.